Molecule: messenger RNA, 1080 nt
Organism: Dacryopinax primogenitus
Lineage: Eukaryota; Fungi; Basidiomycota; Dacrymycetes; Dacrymycetales; Dacrymycetaceae
Exons: 2
Coding region: 1-414 (137 amino acids)
Source: RefSeq, a predicted model, not a curated record
AUGGCUGCUCUUCGUCCUUUCAGUUUUGUCAGCUCGCGCUUGCAGUUCCGCCGAUUUGCUCGUGGAGAAGAGGCCACCAUCUUGACCAUUCGCAACGAAAUAAACGCCCUCAAGUAUCUUCCGUGGUGGACAACCCUGUCCUCCGAGCAAGGGGGGUCACGGGUCUGGUCUGCAGGGGGGAAUAGGCCUGAUGCUCUGCUCCUAUUGGAGAGGGAAGGGACUCGAGCAAGAAAUACUCAGAAGCCUUGGUAUCUGGGCGAAAAGCGGAAGCGAUGGACCGCGCGUGCAGCGGGUGACUGUCACAUUGAUGCCAGAGAUACAGCAAUGCUGGCCGGCGCCGGAGCUGCGGGAUUUGCAACGAUUUCUCAAGGAAUGUGGGCGGCGCAGUUCCCGUAUUACAUUGUUGCCAUGUGAAUAGACGACCAACGGUUGGUUGGGUUCGGGUUUCGCAUUGAAAGACACCCUUUCUUACGGUAUUAUUUAACUGUUCUGCGACCGUUGUCGAGAUAUAUUUCGAAGGCUUUGUCUUUCUUGUAGGCGUGCCUUAGUAUGCAUAAUCAGUUUGCCGGGGAGAAAGAAAGGAUGUUGAUCCGAAUUCUGUCGCAUUUCUUGGAACCGACUCCGUGAUAUUCGCACGUGAUCCGGAGGGCAGGAUUGACGCCCAAGGCAGUUUUCGGUGCUUCUCCACUGCCACAAAAUCUCUAACCCCUUUGAGGUAACUGGCCUCUGAAAAGCGUUCUUGUUCCCAUGAUCUGACUGCUCCCGCCCUUUGGUCUGCGGCUGCGCGAAAAGAACGUCGACCGGGAGCUUGAUAUAGACAUUUCACGGAACCUAAGACAAGGAAAGCUGGCAUGGAUGCAUCCGCCCUACAUAGGCGCCCAACAGCGCACUGACGUGGACGAGUAGGAAUUGCUAUGCCAGCCAGCUGCCCCACGGCCCUUCAACAGAUACCCUGAAAUUCCACGGCGAAGCGCUGAUACUAUGACAUCGUUGCAGCCAGAGCGCCCAUACGAACACGUUGCUCGCGUCCUUCUCAUCAAAGUUUGCCGUACAUGGGAGCUAGGCAGAAGUUGGGCAUCG